GCAGAGGAGCGCAUGCGCCCGGCGCCGCUUUCCCGGCAACCCCCGGGAGGUCCUGACGCGUUUGCCGGCGCCUCCACGUUUUUCCGCCGCUGCUGCUGCUCCUUCUUCGGGCUUCUUCUUCUCCGGCAAGCGCGCGAGGAGGAGACUGAGCGGAGCCACGCCGUAGGCCUCGCCGGCUCUCCCUUGCUCCCCGCUUCCGUUUCCCUGGCCCCGCCCCCUUCCGCGGCCCCUCCCCUCCGGCGCCGGGAGAUGUGAUGAGGAGCCUCGAGCGGUUCCUGAGCAGGCUGCCAACCUUUCCGUCCUGGAUGUGGCCGGUGGAUCCAGGACCCUACAGCUGACACAGUGACAAAAGCUGCCGAGCGUGGAGGUGGGGUAGGUGUGUCACCCACAGGAAGGAGACAUGGAGAGAACGGGUGAGGCGUAUGUGAACCGCGACAAGGAAGACGAGAUGGAAAUCUCUGGCUACAACCUCUGCUACUGGAAACUGGCGCUGGUCUCGCUGGGCACAGUGUGCAGUGGAGGCUUCCUUCUCCUCUUCCUUUAUUGGCUGCCAGAGCUGAGCGUCAAGUGGACCUGCCAUGCUGUGCCAUUGCAGGAGGCCCGGGUGCUGCUGCUAAGGACCACAGACGAAUUCCGGACUUGGUUCCGGAUCCAGGUCUGUUCCCUCUCGGCCCCCGGAUCUGACCCGUUGGGUUUCCCCCAGCUGUCGGAGAGCAAGAGGCCCCUGUGCCAGGCCGUCCCACUGGAGGACUGGGAUUGUGAGGAGGGACUUCUGAGCCCCCCCGGCUUCAGGGAGCAGACAGAGGUCCGCUUCUUUGUCCACCACAACACCCGCUACUUCUGGAACGUGGAAUCCCAGUCUUUCCAGAGGCUUACGGCCCUGGAUUGCAGGCUGCCUUUCUCUUCCCUGCACACCAUCCACGGGAGUGGCCUCCCUCGCGGCACCCAGGACUACCGGAGACUUUUCUAUGGCGCCAACCAAAUUGAUGUGCAAGUGCCUUCCCUCCCCAAACUCCUCAUCAAGGAGGUGUUGAAUCCCUUCUACAUUUUCCAAGUCUUCAGCAUGGUGCUGUGGUCCCUGGACAACUAUUACCUGUAUGCCUCAGCCAUCCUCUUCAUGUCCCUCGUCUCCAUCUGCUCCUCCCUCUACACCAUCCGGAAGCAAUAUGUCCUGCUGCAUGACAUGGUUGCUACGCACAACAUCAUCCGGGUGACAGUGUACAGGGGGCCGCAUGAGACAGAGGAGAUCUUCUCCACAGAGCUGGUGCCAGGUGACGUUCUGCUGGUUCCUCCAGAAGGGCUGACUGUGCCGUGCGAUGCGGUGCUGCUGAGCGGCACCGCCAUUGCCAACGAGAGCAUGCUCACUGGAGAGAGCGUCCCUGUGACAAAGGCAGCCCUGCCUGACCCAUCCCGAGCGGCAAAUGGCCCCCACCAGGAUCCAGCCUAUGACCCAGAGGAGCAUAAGCGCCACACACUCUUCUGCGGCACCUCCGUCAUCCAAACACGGUACUACUCUGGGGAGCCUGUUCGGGCGCUGGUCAUCCGGACAGGUUUCUCCACCUCCAAGGGGCAGCUGGUUUGCUCCAUCUUGUUCCCAAAACCAACCGAUUUCCGCCUGUACAGAGAUGCCUACCGCUUCCUCCUCUGUCUGGUGGGCGUAGCUGGGAUUGGCAUGUUGUAUUCGGUGAUCCGCAGCGUGCGGCAGGCGGAACCAGUUGGCCGUAUCAUACUGGAAUCCCUGGACAUCCUGACCAUCACGGUCCCUCCUGCUUUGCCAGCAGCCAUGACAGCCGGGGUGGUGUAUGCCCAGCGUCGCCUGCGCAGGGGGCACAUCUUCUCCAUCAGCCCCCAGCGCAUUAACGUCUGUGGGCAGAUCAACCUGAUGUGUUUUGACAAGACUGGGACCCUGACUGAGGAUGGACUAGAUUUCUGGGGUUUCGUACAAGCUCAGGAUGGCUGCUUUCUCCCACCUGGACAGGACCUCCGUUCCCCCUCCCUGACCAGCUCACCCUUUGUCGCUGCCAUGGCUGCCUGCCACUCACUCACCACCAUCGGGGGGACGCUCUCAGGAGACCCUCUGGACCUCAAGAUGUUUGAGGCCACUGGCUGGGUUCUAGAAGAGCCCACUUUGGAGGAAACGGCCCGCCACGACCAAAUUCAGCCCACGGUUGUACACCCUCCUGACCAGGAGCCUCCAGAAAGCCCCAAGGGAGCCCCUGAGGAUGAGGAGCUAAUGGAGUUGAUGAAAGUCUACCAAAUUGGCCUCCUGGUGCAGUUCCCCUUCUCCUCUGCCUUGCAGCGCAUGAGCGUUGUGACCCGCACGCUGGGUGAGAAGCGUCUGAUGGUUUACAUGAAGGGAGCCCCAGAGACUGUGGGCAGCCUCUGCCACAAGGAGACGGUUCCAGAGAACUUCUCUACUGUGCUGGAAUCCUACACACGGCGAGGGCUGCGGGUCAUUGCGCUGGCGAGGCGGAGGCUGGAAAGCAAGUACACAUGGCACAAGGUCCAGCACAUCAGCAGAGACAUCAUUGAGAGCGGCAUGGACUUCCUGGGGCUGGUCAUGCUCCAGAACAAACUGAAGCCUGAGACGGUGCCGGUGCUGGCAGAGCUGCGGAGGGCCUGCAUCCGCCCAGUCAUGGUGACAGGAGAUAACCUCUUGACGGCCAUUUCGGUGGGCCGUGAGUGUGGCAUGAUCCCAGCCAAGGGGAAAGUGAUUUUGACUGAGGCCCUGCCCCCCAGGGACGGGCAGCCAGCGACCAUCAACUGGCAAUACACAGACGAACUGCCCGCCCCAGAAAUACCCAACAAGGCCAGCAAGCAGGAGAUCAAGCUGAUGUUAGAUGAAGAGGAGCUGCCUCCGGUGCCCCGGCCAGGGAUUCCUGAGGUCAGCUACCAUUUUGCCAUCAGUGGGAAAUCCUUCUGUGUCAUCUCGGAGCACUUCCCUGACCUGCUGCCCAAGCUGCUGCUCUGUGGCACCAUCUAUGCCCGCAUGGCCCCCGACCAGAAGACGCAACUGGUGGAAUCCCUGCAGAAAAUGGACUACUACGUGGGCAUGUGCGGGGAUGGAGCCAAUGACUGUGGAGCUCUUAAGCGAGCCCACGCUGGCAUCUCCCUCUCGGAGUUAGAGGCCUCCGUGGCUUCACCCUUCACCUCCAAGACCCCAAACAUCUCCUGCGUCCCAGACCUCAUCCGGGAAGGCCGUGCGGCUCUCGUGACCUCCUUCUGCGUCUUCAAGUUCAUGGCCCUCUACAGCAUCAUCCAGUAUCUCAGCGUCCUGCUUCUCUACUCGAUCCUGCGUAACCUUGGAGACGUGCAAUACCUCUUCAUCGAUGUGGCCAUCAUCUUGUCUUUGGCCUUCACCAUGAGUCUGAACAGCGCCUGGAAGGAGCUGGUCCCCCAGCGCCCACCCACCAGCCUGGUUUCCCCGCAGCUGCUGCUCUCCGUCUUCACACAGAUCCUUCUCUCACUGGGCUUCCAGGUGGGCGCUUUCCUCCUCGUCCAAGGGCAGCUGUGGUACUGCCCAAAGGAGAAUGGGGCUUGCGGCCUUGAUCCCUGCAACAUCACCCUGUUGAGCCCCAAUGUCUCCAGCCUGGUGAAUGCCACAGCAAGACAGGAGCCUCAGCCGGGAGAAGAGGAAGCGGAUGGCGAAGACGACUCGGUGCAAAGCUUUGAGAACACCACCCUCUUCUACAUCUCCUGCUUCCAGUACAUUGCUGUGGCCCUUGCCUUUUCCAAGGGCCGCCCAUUCCGCCAGCCCACCCGGACCAACGGUCUCUUUGUUGCCUCCCUGCUUGCCACCUCUGGCUUUUUGCUUCUCCUCUUGCUGUGGCCGAUGCCAGCCCUGGAUGAGUUCUUUGAGCUGGCUUGUAUUCCUUACGAAUGGAGGCUGAUCCUUCUGGUGCUGGCGCUGAGCAACCUGGUGCUGUCGGUCUCUCUGGAGAACUUUGUUUGCGAUUGUGAUGUCCUUUGGCAGCGGGUUUGCUACACCAGGAGGAAGUAUGAAUAUCCAAACCAGGCCACCUACCCUCAGCUGGAGCUGGACGAAAUGGCCCCUGGCUACUCCUGCCGCCGUCAGGCCCCUCCCCGGGCCAAAUACAAGCGCCUGGCGCAGGAGCUCCUCUUCGACCCCGACUGGCCCCCACAGCCGAAGACCAGCACCAAAGGCCGAGGGCCGCCGGCUGAGAGCAGCGCAUGACAGUCAGGUCGAUGGAGAGGCGGCCCUCAUCUGCCUCCCGGUCUUCUGGUUCUGCUUCUGGGUGCAGAAAAUAUCUAUCAGAAUAUUCCAGAAAUUACGGUACCUGCAGGAAAGAGAAGCUACUAAUAUUUCCAUAAAUCACCAGAGGUUGGAAAAUUCCCCCACAGUGGCUGGCCAGUGGGGGAUUCUGGGAGUUGUAGUCUGAAAAGGGAGGGACGUUUCCAAGCUCUGGUGAGAUCGCGAACCUCCAAACCACAGAUACCAGUAUCCAGCCUCCAUUCCAUCCGUUACCUUCUUAGGGUACCAGUUUAGGUCAGGAGGAUCCAUGUCCAUUCAAUGGACGGAGAGAGGUUUUAGCGGAGCAGCCUCCCAAGGGGGGGCCCUUUUACCCCUUUUUUUUAAAUAAGGAAAGAAAUAAAAGAUAAUUUUAUGUA
This is a messenger RNA of Sceloporus undulatus (fence lizard), 4629 nucleotides long. RefSeq names its product polyamine-transporting ATPase 13A3-like. Gene Ontology annotation, cellular component: late endosome membrane. Gene Ontology annotation, molecular function: ATPase-coupled monoatomic cation transmembrane transporter activity; polyamine transmembrane transporter activity; ATP binding. The record is from RefSeq and is a predicted model, not a curated record. Lineage: Eukaryota; Metazoa; Chordata; Lepidosauria; Squamata; Phrynosomatidae. Gene Ontology annotation, biological process: polyamine transmembrane transport; intracellular calcium ion homeostasis.